AUCAAACCAAACUUGCCAUUUUUUUUCUCACGCAACUCUUCUUCUUAGCUCCAUUUUCUCUUCAUGAAGCCACUGAAUAGUGUGAGUGAGUUCUAUUCCUAAGUGGGGUUUGGUUUUCUUGUCCCUAAGUUUGCUUUUUUUAUGCGUGUUUCCAAAACAGUCGUUUUUUUUUUACAGUAUAAAAGACUAAAAAAAAAAAAAAAAUCUUUUGUGUUCUCUUCUUAUAUUUUGAUGUAAUUAACGUUUGUAUUCUUGUCAACAUUGAUUGACGCUUCUAGAAAGUUCUUAAGAAAGGAGAAUUCAUUUAUGUCCUCCUCAAUAUUUUUCGUUUUCUUGAUCUGGGGUUGUUGAUUCAAGAAAGCGAAGUUGUCUUUGUUCUUUUACAUUGUGUGUCUUUUUUUUUUGUCCGACCAAAUUGUUGUAAUGGGAUCCUCUGCAAUGUCGAUUGACGAGGUUGUCGAAGAGCUAAUGAGACUUAACAAAUCUUUACCAAUAAGGCCAGGCAUUGAUGAAGUUGAAGCAGCAAAAGUUUUAAUAAUGAACGUGGAAAAGGAGGAACAAAUGAGGCUCGAAACAAUUGCUAGGCAAAACAAACGAAAAGAUGUUCCAGAAGAGCUAUUAAAAAUAUUGCAAGAGAUGCAGAGGAAUUUAGUUGAUUUUCAAAAUAAAGAACAGAAAAGAGAAGCAAUAAAACUGUUAGAUCUUGAAAAUGUUCAUUACCUUUCCGAUGAAUUGAUUCAAAGAGCUUCGAAAUGCUUGUCAUCAUCGAAGUCGAAUCCUCAAGCUAAUAAUACAUCUUCAGCUUCUUCAAGGAAUUCGAGUAGUUUGUCUUUGGCAAAUUCGUCUUCUUCCUUCUCCGCUAGCAGUUUCAAUUCUCCGGCAACUACAACGACUACUAAGAUGUCUUCGUCGAGCUUUUAUAGUGAGAAAGAACCUGUUAAAGUGCCUGAACUUGUUACAAGAGACGAUAGUUACGUGAAGAAGGCGAAAUCCACGUUUCAAAUGGAUGGAAUUAGCGUUGGAUUUCGAUCUGGGAACGCUUCUUUAGCGCCCCAGAUUGUCGAUUCCACUUUGAAGACUAGUACUGGUCAAGUUGGUGAAAAAUUGAGCUUGAUUAAGCUUGCUAGUUUGAUAGAAGUAUCAGCCAAAAAAGGAACCAAGGAGCUAAUUCUUCGAAGAAAAUUAUCAGAGCAAUUAGAAUGGAUUCCAGAUUCUCUUGGGAAGUUAUCAAAUUUGGUAACUUUGGAUUUGUCUGAGAAUCGAAUUGCUGUGCUGCCAACUACCAUAGGGGGACUUUCAUCAUUGCAAAAGCUAGAUUUACAUGGAAAUAGAAUUGUUGAACUUCCUGGUUCAAUAGGAGAUCUACUUAACUUGGUCUAUCUUGAUCUAAAUGGAAAUAACCUGAAGACAUUGCCUUCGACUUUAGUCAGGUUAACUCGCCUUGAGGAAGUCGAUUUAAGCUCUAACAUGCUAUCCGUGCUUCCCGAGACAGUGGGAUCCCUUGUCAGUCUCAGAAAACUGAUCGUCGAGACUAAUGACCUAGAGGAACUUCCUCACUCUAUUGGUCAAUGUAAUUCACUCAAAGAGCUUCGUGCUGACUAUAACCGUCUUAAAGCCCUUCCUGAAGCCUUGGGACGAAUGGGUUCUUUGGAGAUUCUAUCCGUGCGGUACAAUAACAUAAGGCAAUUGCCUACAACUAUGGCAUCCUUAACAAGUUUGAAAGAGCUCAAUGUUAGUUUCAAUGAACUUGAGUCGAUGCCUGAGAGCUUGUGCUUUGCCACCACACUCGUAAAGCUCAACAUUAGCAACAAUUUUGCGGACCUCCAAUCACUCCCUAGGUCCAUAGGAAACCUCGAGAUGCUUGAGGAGCUAGAUAUGAGUAACAACCAGAUACGAAUUCUUCCAGAUUCAUUUAGGAUGCUUUCGCAUUUGCGUGUACUAAAGACAGAAGGAAAUCCUCUUGAAGUGCCACCAGGAAACGUUGUUGAGAUGGGAGCGCUGGCUGUUGUGCAGCAUAUGGCUGAUCUUGUUGACAAGAGGGAUGCGAAGCCACAGCCAGUUAAGCAGAAGAAAUCAUGGGCUCAGAUAUGCUUCUUUUCAAGAUCUAACAAACGUAAGCGCAAUGGUAUGGACUAUGUCCAAGCAUGACCUACUGCUGCUUCAAUAAAAACCUUUUGACCUUAUUUUUAUAUGUGAAAUUUAGCUGGAAGAGAGCUGCCAUUCUUCUUGAAUUCCACCAUUGCCAACAAAAAUCAUCAGUGUCAUCGGAAAAGGCUCAAAUAUGACAUCGAACUAUCGGAAAUGACUCAUUUAUGUCAUUUGUUAAUAGCUUGGCUCAUUUAAGCCAUCGUCGUUACCAAAAUGGCUCAUCUAUGCCAUUUUUCCAUUUAUGUGUCAGAUUUUUUUUAUUACUUUCGGAUUAAAAAUUGGGCUGGUUUAAUUAAACAACAUGGACCUCUAAUUGGAGGCCACGUGUCAUAUUAGGUAUUGUAAAACCGACGUUAAUGAAAAAUGGAUGAAUGAGCCAUUUUGAUAACGGCGAUGGCAUGAAUGAGCCAUUUUAUAAUGACGAUAUCAUGAAUGAGCUAAACUAUUGACAAAUGGCCUAAUGAAUUAUUAUGAGUUGACUUCUUAUUGAAACUGUUGUUAUUAUCAUUAUUAUACUGCUUAUUCUAUUUCAAUUUGUUUGUAUUGCUUUCUUUUUUAGUCCAUUUAGGAAGAAUGUCUCUUUCCUUUUUUUAGUAACUCUUUAAUACAACUUUUUACAUCACAUGUUUAACAUCAUAAGAUUAAGAAAGCUGCUAAACUACCACACCAAUUUGGUCCAAAUUUGACCACACCUAUGAAAAGACCUUCAUAACCUUUACAUGUACAAUUUCAAAUUAAGAUGAAUUUUAGGAGGGAAGGAUAGGAAUGACAUUAACUAAGUAUAAAUUAUUAAAUUUGUCUUAGAUACCUGUGUAAAUUUAAUAUGCUACCCUCAUUUGAGCCAUUGUGGUCAACAUCAGUGUGGCCAAAAGACCUUUCCGUAAGAAUUAAAAGGUAUUUUGUUACAUUCUACAUAUUUUUUAAGACCACAAAAGAUUUAAGAGUCUUCUUUAUUUUUUUAAAUUUCGUGUCAAAUCAAAAUAGAUAGAGUAUUAUUUAUCAUUCUGUUUCAGACUAGUUAACUGUCGUUAUCUUGGGUUUGGAAUCUCACAAUAUUUGGAAGAUGAAUGUUGACUAGGGUCAAUGUAGGUGGCUUAAUAUUUAUGUCAAACAAAAUUGAGUCUUCAGAAACACGAGUGACUUCAUCUUGAAGUAAAAGAUCAAACCAGCGAAUCAGGAUGAAUUUUCUAAUAUUAAAUCCUAAAUUAUUGUUCGUGUGGCCCUCAAGAUUACUGAGCGUUUAAAUAAGGCUGGCAAUUUUUGCUCUUUUGGCCUCCAUAUGUGGUGAUGUGAAACAUCCUUUGUUAGGCACAUGUCAUUAUAUUGGUCAUAACUUACAAUAAUGCUUAAAGAAAGAAAUUAAAGUAAUCCCUUUCUUCUCCCUAAUCCUCCCAUAACAAUAAGACAAAUAUGUAACGCUCUCCAUUAAUCCCAUAUUAACAGACUAUGAAUUCGAUAUGUAACACUCUCCCUAAAAUAACAAGCCUUAUAGCAUAAGGCGCGUUUUAAAGUCGGGGAUAGUUUGUUUGAAAUGAACAAUGUCGAUAGUGGAUUGAAUAAUUAUUAACGUAGAUGUCUGCUACUACAACUUUUGUACAAUCAUUAUUCUUGUGAGUUGGCUGCUAAGAUAUAAAUGAUUACAAAACUUCGACAUGACUAAUAAGUAUUCCCUCCGUUCACUUUUACUUAUUCAUUUUAGAUUUUUACGCUGUUUAAGAAAUAAUAAAUGGAGUACAUAAUUUAUCAAUGUAUCCAUAUUAAUUGAUGCAUAUUUUUAUUGGGUUUGAAAAAUGAUUUGAUGUGAGUAAUUAAUAUUAUGGGUAAAACAGAAAAAAAUAAAUUAUCUUCUCUUGAUAUGCUAAAAGUGACAAGUAAAAGCGAAAACUAAUUUUAAAAUACUGGACAAGAAAAAGUGAACAAAGGAAGUAAUAUAUUUCUACAUGGGCAUUAUAUUUUUGUGUAAAGAUCGAUAUAGAAAGAAUAAUUAGAUUACCAAACGCCUUACCAACUUUUGCCUCAGUGUGAAGUACACUGUCGAGGUGGAUCCCAACUCUGAAUAUGUGUAAUAUAUACUAGCUAAGGCAAAAAGCAAUUUAAAGGAAUCAGGCUAGUCGUUGUUAUCGUAACACAAACUAAAACAAGAAUGCAAUCUUCCAUAGACUUGUUUGUUCUACAUACAUUAUAAGAAAGGUAAAUUUCAUUACAAAGACAAUUGUUUUCAAUGAGGGGACCACAAGGAACUAUCUGAGGAGUCUUCAUCUGGGCAAGGUUCAAGCUGAAGCAGGCAACUUGCUGGAGCAAGUGGCGUGAUCUAUAGAAAGACAUAUCUAUUUAUUUUGGUUCAAUAAGAUAAUAUAUAAAGUUGCAUCUGUAUAAAAUGGAGUGAGCGAUUGAUAUAGUCACUUGGUGAUAUAUAUAUAUAUUGUUAUAUAUAUAUAAUUAGGGGCGGAGCUAGCCUUUCGGAUGGGGUUCGGUCGAACCCAGUAACUUUUGUCCGAACUAUAUAUUUGUAUUAAAAUUUUUGUCAAAUAUGUAUAAAUUAUUAAUUAAGAACCCAGUAACUUUAAAGAAAUAAAACCCCGAACCCACAAAUUUCGAAUCCUGACUUCGCCUCUGUAUAUAAUAAUAUAUAAGUAUUAUUUACUAAUAAUAUUUAAAGAAAUAAAUCUGAAGGACUUCUAAUUUGAAUAUUAGAUGUGCCGUUUUCUUUCUGUUGGGUUAACCAACAAUUGUGUUGAUUCAAGUUUGAAACUAAUCGUUACUUUUCUUUGAAAAAAUGAAUGAAGCAUCUGUUGAGUUACUAAAAAAAGUUGUGCCUAUAAAAACCAUUUUUGACAGAAGCCAAUAGAGUUACUAGAAAAAACCAUCUUUGUGCUUCAUUUCCAACUUAACAUAUUCUGCCUUCUCUUCCUAAUUUUCUUCCUCUAAAUCCUCUGUUCUUUGGAUUGAGUUCUUGUGGUAGAAGAAAUUAAAGAGUGCAACUUUGAUUUCUAGAAUAAGCAUGUACCAUGGGAUGGACUUUCCCAUUAACCACUUGCACAGUGUAGAAGAAAUUACUAUCCUAAAGUUAGUUUCCUGAAAACGCCUUGCCUAUCCGUUCCGUGUUUUUCAUUGAUUUCUCUUUAAUAAUUUAUCUCUUUCAUUUGUUUAUUAAAUUUGUCUUGCACAAAGUUACUUCAUUGAAUUUAUUUUGAAUAUUCUACAAUAAAUUUUGGAUAGUAAAUUUCCUGUUUAAUGAAGCCUUUUUUUUUUGUUGUGCAAGAAAUACAAAGAUAUGAUGAGUUGAAGAAUUUGAAAUUAUAAAGAGAGAAGAUAAUGGCAAAAGAUGAAAACAACAAGCCACAAACUGAUGGCUUGAUGAUGAUGACUAAAAUGGUUGUGAACUUUGGAGCCGAUAAUUUUUAUUUUCCAGAAAUAAUGUCGUUAUCGGAGAAAUGCACAUUGAAGUUGUCGGACUGUUAGGGUUUUGUCCUGAUUUUCUUACCAUAUUUGAGUUUUACUUUUCCCUGGAAAGAAAAUAUAAUUUUCUUCCAUAUUUGGCUAGUCUUUUUUUUGGAGGAAAAGGUUUUGGACCUCUAUAAAUUGAAGAAUCAUUCUCAUACGACACAAUAGCAUACACAAUGUAGUCCUUUAGAGAGUUUUGUUUAGUGGAGAUUUUUCUCCCAAUUGUUUUUAUGCUUUUAUAUUAGUUUUCAUAUGUAGACCAAUUGAUCAAAUUAUAUCAUUAGAAUAUUAUGCCUCUUUUAGUAUGUUUUUAUUUGUCAUCUGAUUUAUCGUGUUCAAGGUUUAACAAUUAUUAGUUUCUGCAUGAAGCCCUGAUGAUUAGAUCCCAAGUGGUAUCAGAGCCAAUGGUAGAGUAAAGUGGUAUCCGAGCCGAUGGUUCAACGGGGUAGAAGACAGGUUCAAGGCCGAUUCAAAUCAAGCUGCAACUAAUUUCACGAUAAUGAAGAUUUUGUCUGGAGUACUACAUGUGGAGAUGAAGUUUCAAUCAUAUUUUCAAUAUUCCUGCUGCUGCAUCUUUAAAAAUAAAAAUAAAAUAUUUUUUAAAUCAUUUUUAACCAAUAAUAUUUUUAACAUAUUUUUAACCAUGGCAAGCAACAGUGAUGAAGAUUAUGUGAAGAAGACGGAUCAAGUUUUGUCAAGAAAAUCCAGGCCAAAAGAGGAGAUUUUUUAGGGUUUUGCCCUGAUUUUCUUACCAUAUUUGAGUUUUACUUUUCCCUGAAAGAAAAAUAUAAUUUUCUUCCAUAUUAAUAUAAUUUUCUUCCAUAUUUGGCUAGUCCUUUUCUUGGAGGAAAAGGUUUUGGACCUCUAUAAAUUGAAGAAUCCUUCUCAUACAACAACACAAUAGCAUACACAAUGUAGUCCUUUAGAGAGUUGUGUUUAGGGGAGAUUUUUCUCCCAAUAGUUUUUAUGCUUUUAUAUUAGUUUUCAUAUGUAGAUCAAUUGAUUAAAUCAUAUCAUUUGAAUAUUAUGACUCUUUUAGCA
Molecule: messenger RNA, 6633 nt
Organism: Lycium barbarum (goji berry)
Lineage: Eukaryota; Viridiplantae; Streptophyta; Magnoliopsida; Solanales; Solanaceae
Product: plant intracellular Ras-group-related LRR protein 4-like
Exons: 4
Coding region: 424-2148 (574 amino acids)
Molecular function (GO): protein binding
Source: RefSeq, a predicted model, not a curated record